This is a messenger RNA of Suillus discolor, 1005 nucleotides long. RefSeq lists its product as uncharacterized. Bases 1 to 1005 code for a protein of 334 amino acids. NCBI's taxonomy places the organism in Eukaryota, Fungi, Basidiomycota, Agaricomycetes, Boletales, Suillaceae. The record is from RefSeq and is a predicted model, not a curated record. The transcript has 6 exons.
AUGACCGAAACACGGAAAUGGCCGAACUACGGAAAUGGCCGAACUACGGAAAUGACCGAAGUGCGGCAGCAACAUUCGGACUUCUUCAUUGUUUACCCACUGCAGAGUGACGACCACAUCAAAACCGACUGCAAUUUUUUCAUCACUUGGGACCAGUGGGUGCCACCGAAGUUGUGCACAACUCCCUCCUCUCAAAACGGCCCCAAACUAACAAACUAUAUACUUUCAAACAUGCCAUCCUGGCAGACACAAACCGAAGCACUACCCACCCAACAUGCCGGUACUGAAAGAUUUGACAUGUCCUGGAAUUUCGAGGAUGAUCAAGUGCCGACAGUGGAACGACCGAAUGACACUCCAUCAGCUGACCCGCACGUGCUAAGCCAAGCGUUUGACAUGUGUUGGGACACUCAGGUCAAUCCGGCGGCGACUGAUCCGGCGGAAGCAGCCGUACCACUGAAAGCAGGUGAAUAUAAUCUAUGUUGGAAUGCCGAGGAAGGUCUACCGAAGGUUGAUGUGGCACUGAUCCACCAGCUGGACAUCAAAGAGAAUGAGACCAUCGCUAUCGCAAUACCCGGCGGAGCCGGUCAAUACGAUAUGUGUUGGAAUGACCGUGCAUCUGCAGAAGCAAUGGGAUAUAUAGGUGAUUUUGACAUGUGCUGGGGUGAUUCACCAUUGGCAGGAGAUGAUCACCUUGAAAGUGGUUCUAUUGCUGCACCGGUGAUUAACUUGAUCAAUGCAGCGGACACUCCGGCACCGUAUGAUCUGUGUUUUGAGAAUAUAUCGCCGACCACAUCUCCGGCACCGAGGGAUGGCUCACCGAGUCAGACAGUCGAGGCAGGCGAGGAAUUGCUGCACCGAGCAAAUUCCAGGCUAGAAAAUAUUGAUGCUGCAAUGCAUAGGUCUAUAUUUCUUCUCAUCAUUGAACUGAUGCCAAGGAUCCCCGUGUUACAGGAGAUGACCGACGGCAAGGUUGCAGAGAUCUCUUGGACGCCAACCAGGAUUUGA